Messenger RNA from Nicotiana tabacum (common tobacco), 1695 nucleotides. Its product is annotated as polypyrimidine tract-binding protein homolog 3. Gene Ontology annotation, molecular function: RNA binding. NCBI's taxonomy places the organism in Eukaryota, Viridiplantae, Streptophyta, Magnoliopsida, Solanales, Solanaceae. Gene Ontology annotation, biological process: mRNA processing. Gene Ontology annotation, cellular component: nucleus. The record is from RefSeq and is a predicted model, not a curated record.
AGUAAAAGCAGCUCUGUACUGAAAUGAAUAUCCCAUAUCGUCCCUCAAACCCUAGACACACACACAUACUCUCUCUCUCCCCUCUCCUUCACUUUCUGAAGGUAAAAAAUGACUGAGCCUUCAAAGGUCAUUCACGUUCGCAACGUGGGCCACGAGAUCUCUGAGAAUGACUUGCUUCAGCUAUUUCAACCCUUCGGCGUCAUUACCAAACUUGUAAUGCUUAGGGCAAAAAAUCAGGCUCUCUUGCAAAUGCAAGGCGUUCCAUCUGCUGUAAAUGCAUUACAGUUCUAUUCAAAUGUUCAACCCAGCAUCAGGGGGAGAAAUGUUUAUGUACAAUUCUCAUCUCAUCAAGAACUGACAACCAUGGAUCAGAACUCCCAAGGGCGAGGAGACGAGCCUAAUCGAAUUCUCUUAGUUACGAUACAUCACGUGCUAUAUCCUAUAACUGUGGAAGUGCUGCAUCAAGUGUUUUCACCUCAUGGAAUUGUUGAAAAGAUCGUGACAUUUCAGAAGUCGGCUGGUUUUCAAGCUUUGAUUCAGUACCAAUUACCCCAGAAUGCUGUUUCUGCUAGGAACUCUCUCCAGGGGCGUAAUAUAUAUGAUGGUUGUUGUCAGCUUGAUGUACAAUUCUCAAACCUAGAUGAAUUGCAAGUGAACUACAAUAAUGAACGCUCGAGGGACUUCACCAACCCAAAUCUACCAUCAGAACAGAAGGGCAAAUCUCCUCAAGGAUAUGGAGAUGCAGGAGGCAUGUACUCCUUGCAAGGUUCCGGGCCUCGUGGAGUUGGAUUUCCUCAGAUGGGAAAUGCUGCAGCAAUUGCAGCUGCCUUUCCUGGUGGUUUGCCUCCUGGCAUAAGCGGGACAAAUGACAGGUGUACUGUUAUUGUAUCUAAUUUAAAUCCAGAUAGAAUAGACGAGGACAAGCUUUUUAAUCUGUUCUCCAUUUAUGGAAACAUCAUCAGAAUUAAGCUCCUACGGAAUAAACCAGAUCAUGCUCUGGUUCAGAUGGGUGAUGGUUUCCAGGCAGAGCUAGUUGUGCACUUUUUGAAGGGUGCCCUGUUAUUUGGUACGCGGUUGGAAGUCAACUAUUCAAAGCACCCAAAUAUUAUCACUGGACCAGAUACACAUGACUACUCAAACUCAAAUCUCAAUCGUUUUAACCGGAAUGCUGCCAAAAACUACCGGUACUGUUGCUCCCCUACCAAAAUGAUCCACCUGUCAAGCCUGCCCCAGGACGUGACGGAGGAAGAGAUCGUGGCCCACAUGGAGGAGCAUGGUACCAUUGUCGGUACAAAGCUUUUUGAAAUGAAUGGGAAGAAGCAGGCUCUUGUUCUUUUUGAAAAUGAGGAGCAAGCAACUGAGGCAUUGGUGUGCAAACAUGCUACAUCGCUUGGCGGCUCGAUCAUUCGGAUUUCCUUUUCUCAGUUACAAAACAUCUGAGAUGCCUUCCUUGAUGCAAAUAUUAAAGAAUACUAUGGUAUUGUAGAUUCAAUAUUGACAAUUGAACAAUGGCUUUAACUGUGGUUAUAACUUGAGUUUCUUCUAAUAUUCUUCCUUUCCUCAUCCAUUAUUGUAGUUCUCUUUUCUUUGAGCUCAGGGUAUAUUGGGGAGAUUGAAGAGUUUUGUACUAAUAGGGUAGUCAAAAUUCUGUAAUAGAGGUGUUUUCUUCCUUCAUUGCAUAUCACUUGCUGUCCA